AUGUUCUCCCGUGCGGUUCGUCCUGCUGCCAACUUGGCUGCCCGCCAGGCUGUUGCCGCCUCUUCCCGUAACAUGGCCACCCUUCGUGAAAUCGAGGGUCGUCUCAAGUCCAUCAAGAACAUCGAGAAGAUCACCAAGACCAUGAAGACGGUCGCUUCCACCAAGCUCCAGCGUGCUCAGCGUGUCAUGGAGGCCGCGAAGUCCUACGGUCAAGCCUCCGAGUCCUUGUACAAGAACGCCGAGGCUGUCGCCCCUGCUGAGGGUAAGACUCUCUACAUUAUCGCUUCCUCCGACAAGGGUCUUUGCGGUGGUACCCACUCCCAGCUCACCAAGACUCUCCGUCGCUCCCUCGCCGCUUCCGACUCCAGCUCCGAGGCCGAGAUCGCUGUCAUCGGUGACAAGUGCAAGGCCCAGAUCUCCCGUUUCACCCCCGAGAACAUCGUCCUUUCAUUCAACGGUGUCGGUCAGAACACCCCCACCUUCCUCGAUGCCGCUGUCAUCGCCGACCAGAUCAUGCAGUUGGGUCACUCCUACGACAAGAUCAACAUCGUCUACAACCGCUUCGCUUCCGCCAUCUCUUGCGAACCCGAUGUGAUCAACGCUUUUUCCACCGAAGCGCUUACUGCUUCCCCCGGGUUCUCCCAGUUCGAGAUUGAGGACGAGGUUCUUGACAACUUGAAGGAGUUCUCCCUCGCCAACGCCAUCUACUGGGCUCUUGCCGAGGGUCACGCUUGCGAGAUCUCUGCUCGUCGUACCGCUAUGGAGAACGCGUCUAAGAACGCUGGUGACAUGAUUAACAGAUUUGGAUUGUUGUACAACCGUACCCGACAGGCUGUCAUUACUAACGAGUUGGUCGACAUUAUUACUGGUGCUUCCGCUCUUAACUAG
Messenger RNA from Saitoella complicata NRRL Y-17804, 888 nucleotides. Its product is annotated as ATP synthase subunit gamma. The transcript has a single exon. Gene Ontology annotation, molecular function: proton-transporting ATP synthase activity, rotational mechanism. The coding region runs from base 1 to 888 and encodes 295 amino acids. Gene Ontology annotation, biological process: proton motive force-driven ATP synthesis. The record is from RefSeq and is a predicted model, not a curated record. NCBI's taxonomy places the organism in Eukaryota, Fungi, Ascomycota, Saitoellomycetes, Saitoellales, Saitoellaceae.